This is a messenger RNA of Porites lobata, 5034 nucleotides long. The record is from the annotation of a GenBank genome assembly. Lineage: Eukaryota; Metazoa; Cnidaria; Anthozoa; Scleractinia; Poritidae.
AUGGGGCUCACUCUUUCAUCCGUAUUUGCUCGGCUUUUCGGAAAGAAAGCAAUGAGGAUAUUAAUGGGUAAGAAAUACUGAAUUCUUUGCCCCGAUCGAUCAUCGUUCGAGUUAUUAUACGUCAGUCAUAUUUACGCCGGUCUUUUGAACAGUUUUUUCCUCUUAAUUUAAGACGCGUUUCUUUGUUGUUCGAGGUUUAGCAUUUAUUUUCCUGUUUUAUACAUUGACUCUUUAUAGCCUAGCCUUUUAUGUAUAGUUUACCUUUAAAAUAACUAAGACCAUACAACAUUCAAAUAGAGUAGCGUGUCCCUUUGGGUUAUUUGUCGGUAUGAUAGAGGCCAGUAAGCUUGAUUACAAUGUCACGUUCAGUGAUUUUGUACCAGCCUGCUGUCAUUAAACAAAACAUAAAACCUAGAGAUAUUCUUAAAAUUUACAUCUCUUUAGUGAAUUUUAGUGUACCUCAUCCGUGUUAAAAAUGGAAAAGAGCCACCCUGUCAUCAAUUUUACCCUGUGUUUCACACAUGUGAUUCCUUGAUACUUAACACAAAUGGUUCACCUUUUAGCUACGGUGGAACUUCAAUUUCAUGAUGAAGGGCCAAGGGACCUUCCAAAUCUGUUCGCAUAAACAGGGUUUCAUUAUAUCCAGGUUCUUUUCCAUACAUUUUAUUAUAACUGGGGCAGAGAAUAUUGUUUGUUAGUAAAAUCCAACUAGUGGUCUAUUAUCAAUGCGGCAUUCUGAUUGGUUGAGCUACUACUAGCCUAUAUGUUAUAUCCCACCAGUAGCGAAAAGUGGCGGCUUUGAAAACCAAAACAAUGGAGGCUGAAUCUGGUUUUGCUAGCUAAAGUUGUUUUUGUCUGUUUUGUCUUCGUAAAAUCCAACUAGUUGGUCGAAAAUAAUAUUUUGGCCAACUAGUUGGAUUUUACAAAAACAAUUAUGGUAAAAUUCCGAAAAUAAGCCCCGGGGCUUAUAUUUUUCAAAGGCCUUUUUGGAGGGGCUUAUUUUUGAAGGGGCUUAUCUAGGGAGGGAAAUUUGCGUUUCAAAAUCGAUUGGGCCAUCCUUAUAGCUGGAAGUAAAUUUAGCAUUUUUGCUUUGUUUUACUUUGUAUUUGAGGGCAAUUUUCCGAUUACAAGCCCCCCGGGGGGCUUAUAUUUGGAGAGGCGAUUUAACGGAGAGUUUUUUGCAUUACCGGUUUAGGGGGCUUAUAUUUUUGGAGGGGCUUUUACAUGGAGGGGCUUAUUUUCGGAAUUUUACGGUAUUAUUCCUCUCGUCCUCAUGGCCUCUGAGUCAAUAGCCCAUUCAGGCUUGAGGAAUAAUUGUUAAUUAUAUCAAGGACUUCUUUAUUCUUUAUAUUAAGGGCUCAUUAUAUUGAGGUUCCAAGUUGUACUCGGUGAGCGCAGGCUACUUUUUUGUGGUAUCUGCUGGUAUACAAAAAGGGGUGCACUAGCUUUUAUGGCAUACACGGGGAUUUGCCACUGGACAGGGUAUGGUUUUUGUCCUCUCUGUUUUAAACAGGGUAUAUAAUGUGUGAGUCUGUACUAAUUAUAAAUCCCAUUGAUUUGAUUUGUUCAUACUACAGUUGGCCUUGAUGCAGCUGGUAAAACAACUAUUUUAUACAAGCUAAAACUGGGAGAGAUAGUUACUACUAUUCCUACAAUUGGUAAGUUCUGACAGACUUUUCGAAUCAUUUAAUGUCAUUUUAAAACAUGUACAUGUUUACAUGUAAGUGCCAGUUACUUUAAAAUUAUUAUUAUGUUAACUGAAAGAACACAUUACUGCAAGACCUUCUGCCAAAAAAGUUUGCAUUUGAACAAAAUGAAGGGGUUUUACAUGAAAUUUUUAAAUUUCUUUGGCACCUCCUUCCCGCUGAUCACAAAAUGACAUGCUCAUAAUGAUAAGAAUGUGAACAGGGGUUGCCCCAGGGAGAUGUUGAAGUUUUGAAUCGAUCGGCGCGUUACAUGAAGUCCUUCUGCAUGAAAGUGAUACUUAAAGAAAUAAGAAAACUGAGUGUCCUAGAGGAACACCGAACACCAAUGUGAGACAAAUCUCAUAGUUAUGGUGUGGCAAAGGACCCUAAAUUCAUAGCGGACAAUGAUACACAUGUUCGUAGCAACCUUGUCAUCUCCAUGGAAGCAGAUUGACCUUGGGAAUGAGGUUGAAAUCCAAGAACAGGUACAUGUUAACUUGUUAACCACGGUGUGUGGUUAGUAGAAGGAAAACUUUGCUCCCAAUGAAGGGAAAAGGGGAAAAUAAUUGACAUUGAUGAUUUUGAUAAAGUUGAACAGGGAAAGAAAGCAAAUCUUUAAAUUGAUAUUGUCUUCAACAGGAUUCAAUGUGGAGACAGUAGAAUACAAAAAUAUUUCCUUCACUGUGUGGGAUGUUGGUGGGCAAGACAAAAUCAGGCCUCUAUGGAGACACUACUUUACAAACACACAGGUACAGUGUAUAACGUGCCAAUUUAUGACACUCUGCUGUUUUGUGGUUAAACUCUCACAGGGUAUCUGGCAAUAAUUGUGCUAGAAACAGGUACAGUGUAGGGCAUCAAAACCGUUUGCUGUUAAGAUUCAUUGUAGAUCACUAGUAGUGAUAUCCCAACAAUGGCUUAUUGUACUUAGAAUAAAUUGUUAUCUUUCUGCAGUAAUGGUGUGUUGUUUUUACUUGUCACAUUUUGUCAUUAAAUGUCACAAGGGAUGUUGCUGCUUUAGGUUAAUUCCGUGUUGGAAGUCAUUACUUACAUGUAGUGCCCUUACCCAUGCAUAAAAUGCUCCUGUAUGCUUCUGUGUCCCGCUUCAAAAGUUACUUGUUGGUCAACUUGCAAGCACAUGGCUGGUAUUUCACUUUCCCUAGCACUGUCUAAUUUCAUAUUUUAUUCUUAUUUUUGUUCUACCUUUUCAGGGCUUAAUAUUUGUUGUAGACAGCAAUGACAGAGAAAGAAUAGAGGAAGCUAAAGAUGAACUGAGCAAAAUGGUAAGACCAGCAAUAAUGCUUUCUUUUAAGUUGUCAACUUAAUGUUGAGCUUCUUUUGACCACAGUUUAGAAACCUACUUAUGAUGUUAACAGCUGCAAAAAGUGCUCAAAUCAAUGCACCACACCACGAAUUAAUGAACCUAUAACAUUAUUGGUGACUUCUUUAUCCUUAAUUUAAUUUAUCCUGUGAGGCAAUGCAACCUCAAGGUUGGCUUUUCAUCAGCCUUCCAUACCCUAUAAAUAAUGUCAAUCUGGUACAAUGUAGAUUGUUCAGGUUCCCUAUUUUUCCAUAAGAUAAUUGAGAUCAAGCACUCACUGUCAUGGACAGCCAUUUUUUAACUGUUUUCAUAUGUACCGAGGGGAGAGGUGUCAGGUUUCUAGUGUCCCCUGCCCCCUAAGUAGAUGAGAUUGUCAUCUUCAAGCUUGACCUGGUUGAGGUGGCAACCUGUUGCACUCAUUCUCAACAAUCUUACAGAAAAAAAAAAUAGAGGGGCUGUGAACAGUCCAUCAAGCUGGAGAAAUACACAACAAGUUGUUUAGAUUUUUCUUUGCCUCUCUUUUUUAAAUUACUGUGCUGCUUUUCUUGUUGUUGUGCUUUCAUAAUUCAUUAACUAUUGUGCAGUCAUGGAGAUUUUAAAUUAUUGCCAUUAAAAUCUUUUAUUAACAGCUUCAAGAAGAGGAACUACAGGAGUCACUUUUACUGGUGUUUGCAAACAAAAGCGAUUUGCCAAAUGCCUUCAGCUGCAGUGAAAUAACAGACAAACUGGGACUUCAUUCCUUAAGAAACAGAAAGGUGAGAACUUCUCCUAGUACCACCUUAUCUAUCACAUCAGGGAGAAUUGCCGCCAUCAAUUCAGCUGUAACAGAAAAUGAAUAUUAUUUUAUAAAAUAAGCUCCUCUUCAGACUGAAAUUAGGACAAGUCAAACUAGUGGUUAUGUGAUUAUACCCUUUGGCUCUACUAUUUGCUGUUUGCAAUAAACAUGUGUUUUACAGAAAAUAGCACUUUUGUUUGCAGUUCCAGGCGGUCAGAUAGCCUAAUAUGAGUGCGUGAUCUGGGAAAAGGGGGCAGUGGCGACCAUUUUAUUUUUGUGUUCAUGCUCUCUCAAUUUCACGGAGCAGAUUAUCUCAGAGCCUGGAACAGGCGAGAGUAUUAUUAAAUAUGUUAUUCUACUCUUCCUUGUCAAAAACUUCUCUAAUGCUUAAACAGUCAAGAAUGGUGUGAGGGAAAAGAAGAAAAAUUGAAACUCAUUUGUUUAACUUUUUUUGUUACACCUUUAGUGGUAUGUUCAAGCCUCAUGUGCUACCCAAGGAACUGGCUUGUAUGAAGGACUGGACUGGCUCUCAAAUGAAUUGUCAAAGUGAUCUUUCUACACAGAAACAUAGAGUUUUUAUAUUGUAAACUGCUAAAUGACACCAACUUACUGUAUUUCUGAGAUCGGGGUUAACGAUAUUUAUAGAUUGUCAAGCGAAUGUGCCAUUUAUUUUUCUCCAUCUUCAAGUGGUACAUGUACAUGUAAAUGAACUCGUAUCGUUAACAUCAAGAAAACCUUUCUGGAUUUUUGUUUUAUGCAUGAAGAGAUUCUGUACGUGUAAUUUGUAACACUGUCUUGGUAAAUGAAUAGUGGUUAAUACUUUGCAUUGCCACAAAAUAACAGGCAUAUUUUUGCAGUUGAUAAUUAUUGGACUGUACAAUGAAGUCUGCCUGAGACCGUUGUUGCACAGAAUUAUUUUCAUUUUAUUUGGUAAAUAGUUAAAUAAGAAAAUGUUGCACUUCUCUUCAAUUUUUUUCGUGUAGAAAAAUUGUACCAACAAAGAAUAAAAAAGUUUAGAGUUUUAAAUGAAGAUUCUUCAUAGCAAAACUGUUUUCAGUGUCUUUGUACAAUUGUUGUUCAAUAUUUUUCUUUUGCUCAUCAUUUUUGUUAAUUAUAAAGUAGCGGUAACCUGUAUAUGUGGGUUUAUUCACGAAGUAAGAAAUAAGCAACGUUGACUCAUCAUCAAUGAGAUUUAGGGAAGAAGUACAUUUAGUAAAUAGUGAAUAAUAAAACCACAAAGUAACUUAAUUUUCUUG